UCUAAUGAACUAGAGAAACUGUGGGCAAAACAUAUUGUAGCUCUUACUGAUGAUAUUUUGUAUAGUACACAUCAGCAUUCACACAAUCCUGAGCUACAACUAACAGAACCUGAAAUUGAAAAUGAUGCAUUAAAUCAAUUAGAAACUAUUCUUUUUAUGGUAGAAUAA
This is a messenger RNA of Racocetra persica, 168 nucleotides long. NCBI's taxonomy places the organism in Eukaryota, Fungi, Glomeromycota, Glomeromycetes, Diversisporales, Gigasporaceae. The record is from the annotation of a GenBank genome assembly.